CAAAUAAGCAAGUGGAUCUACCCCAUGAUGCAACUAUUUCAUCUUGGAAAGAAGCAUAUUAUUCACUGGUUCUGUUUGAGAAGAUAAUAAAUCAAUUUCCUAAGUUGUGCUUCAGAAAGGAUCUUGAGGAUCUGUGGGAAGCAAUCUGCGAGUUGCUUUUGCACCCGCAUCUGUGGUUGCACAACAUAUCAAAUCGUCUUGUGGCUUGCUACUUUGCUACUGUGACGGAGGCUUGUAAAGGAAACCUUGAAGGAACUUACUAUUUGAUGAGGCCAAGUAGACUUUUCUUCAUAGCUACUUCUCUUUGUUGUCAGCUGAAGGUGCUGCAGACUGAUGACGCUGCCAGUGAUCUCAUUACUCAAAAUCUUGUCUUUUCAAUUUGCGCUCUGCAUUCAUUCUUUGGAAGAAAUGAAUGUAAAGAUCGAGGCAGGUUCGGGUCCACCUUUGAACAUGAUGAGCAGGGUCUUCUACUUAAGGCUUUUCAACAGCUUGAUUCAAGGAAAGGGAAAAACAUCUAUUUAUCUCUUGUCUCUGACCUUGGCGGUCAAGAAGAUGAAAGCCAGCACUACUUGGUCAUUUCCUACUUGCUUAAGACAAUGGGGAAGAUUUCCCUUCAUGUGGAGGAUAUGCAGAUGAAAAUUAUCUUCAAUUGUUUUAAAUCAAUUUCACCAAAGCUUAUAGAUCAGAAUAGAUUGUUGACCCCUGAAGGUGAGGUUGAUUGCCAAAGCUUUGCAUAUCAUAUGCUGUUGCCGCUGUACAAAGUUUGUGAAGGAUUUGCCGGAAAAGUUAUAUCAGGUAUGUCACUUGUAGUUAAAAAAAAAAGGGACAAGGGAUACACUUGAUUUUGAAAAAAAGGCGACGGAUCUCUAUUUGGACAAUACAGAGGACAAAUGAAUGUGAAAACUGACCCAAACAUAACUUAGCAAAGGUUUGAAAGAUUUACUGUCUUCAAGUUCUUAGAGAUGUUUCAGCCAAC
This is a messenger RNA of Lycium ferocissimum, 976 nucleotides long. RefSeq lists its product as uncharacterized. Lineage: Eukaryota; Viridiplantae; Streptophyta; Magnoliopsida; Solanales; Solanaceae. The record is from RefSeq and is a predicted model, not a curated record. Gene Ontology annotation, cellular component: 90S preribosome; nucleolus; small-subunit processome. The transcript has 3 exons. The coding region runs from base 267 to 842 and encodes 191 amino acids.